Molecule: messenger RNA, 1124 nt
Organism: Syzygium oleosum
Lineage: Eukaryota; Viridiplantae; Streptophyta; Magnoliopsida; Myrtales; Myrtaceae
Product: phytolongin Phyl2.2
Exons: 1
Coding region: 122-913 (263 amino acids)
Cellular component (GO): membrane
Source: RefSeq, a predicted model, not a curated record
AGAGAGAGAGAAAACGGACAGAUUCUCUCUCAUCAUCCCUUAGGACAAGGAAAAGCCGCCGGCAGCAAUUCCUUCCUCCGACGUCGGAAUCUUGAUGAAACCUCGGUGAAACCCGCCGCCGAUGAUCCCUCCCGACCCCAACCUCAUCUUCUACGUCUGCGUCGCCCGGGGCGCCUCCCCGAUCCUCGCCGAGUUCGCCGCCGACCCCGAUCUCCGGCCCCUCGCCCGCCAAUGCCUCCUCCGCGCUCCGCCCCACCACUCCGCCUUCUCCCACACCGCCCGCCGCCGCUCCUACACCUUCCUCAUCGCCGGCCCCCUCGCCUACUUCGCCGUGUCCGACGCCUCCCUCGAGAGGCCCGAGGUCCUCCGGUUCCUGGGUCGCCUCCGCUCCUCCUUCGAGGGCGCGGUGGGGCGCGAGGCGGCGGGACGCCCCGACGAGUUGGGCUCGUACUGCUUCCAGCCCCAGUUCGAUAGGAUCCUCCGGGAGCUGUUGCGGCCGGCCGGCGGCGACGCGUUCGAUUCGCCGCCGCCCGGAUCGAUGACCACGAGCGCGGAGAGCAGUAGGAACGCCAGCCUCGACGGAGGGGGAGCCUCCAUGGCUCCGCUGCUGGGCAGCCCGGGGAAGGGGCUCAAGAAGAAGAAGAGGUUGAACAGCGAAUCGGCGGCCAACGGCGACGCCAAGGACCUUCAUUUCGAGAACAAGGUGGACGUUUGCGACGAGGCGAACGGGCUGUGCAGGGAUUUCCCCGCCUCGAUACAGAAGGGCGGCGUUCAUGCGGGGGAGAGGCAGAGGGCCAAGCAAGUCUGGAAGAAGCAUGUGUGGGUCGUGCUGUCGAUCGAUCUGUUCGUGUGCGUCGUCCUGUUCGGGGUGUGGUUGUGGGUUUGCAGGGGAUUUCAGUGCAUCGAAGGCUGAAACUGAAGAUCCAAGGUUGUCCUGUUUGUCGUCGCGCUUAUUUUCGAUUGCUAAUUAUAUACUCCGGAAGGAAUUUGUCUAUACCAAAUGAGGGGAGAUGGAAGAGGGUGGCGCCCGUUGUCUCUUGGAGUGUGCGCAUUUCAGCUGUCAAUUGUAAAUCUCUUGUCUUUUAUCUAUGAAACUCUUUGAUGUCGGAUGAGUUCUUCAGAAA